AAAAAAUUCGGAAGGGAUAGGAUACCGGAAGAACCAAGAUGAUAACCAAAGAGGUAGAGGAUGUACGAAUCAAACAUGGUGAUGUUAUUGAUGAGAAUGUCUUCAUUGGACUUACCCUGGCAAUACUAGCGCAUAAGAACGUUGUUAUCUCAUCUGAGGAUAUCCAUACUGCAACGUAUGUCACUGGUUAUAUUCUCAACACCGUCUGGGGGCUACAAGCCACUGUGUUAAAGGCACACGCUGGAAUCACGAGGGAUGAUCUUCUGAAGUUCUUUUUUGACGGCACAAUUGGCGGCCAUAUGGGGUUUGUCUAUGUGAUUGAAGGUAUAGAUAAACUAUCAAAUCAACUUCAGCGGUUGAUACUUGAGACGAUGAAAUCUAGGAAAAUCGUCUAUAAUAAUACCCCGUUACUAGCCAAUGAGCUCAGAACCAUCGUGGGCAUCACUGGUGAGCCUCAUGCACUUUAUCCAUUGCUCUCACAGGAGUUCUGGUUCCAGCAGAGGUGUGACUUGAAAAUGGAUAUAAACGAUGGACGAUUCCCGACUUCAGCUACGCUAAACAGAUCCAAAGUGACGCAUUUCAUCACAUUGAGAAACAAAUACUUGAACGUUACGAUAUCACCUGAAAUGAAACGGUACAUCUACGAUAUCGUCAUACACGUACGAUGUCAUAGAUGUGUUAAGAAUGGGUUUCCUACAAGAGCUAUCAAGGAUCUGGAACUGCUCUGUCAAUGCCUGUGCUUGAUAUUUGACAGGAACUAUGUCAUACCAACAAUCGUCAAACUGGCGUGUCGGAAGCUGAUACCCUUCAAGAUUCAAAUGGUGGAUCCUUCUUUGGAGCCCACAUUGCAGUACGGCAGUGACAUCGAUCUCGUCGCUGAAAUGAUGAAGCGAAUGACCCCCAAGAUGGUUGUUGAAGACGUUCUUAGGAAAGUAGGGCCACCUUUAUAAACGUUUGUUCUGCCUGUGGAGACACAACCAUUGUAGUGACAGCACUAGAGACUAUGUAUAUCUC
Messenger RNA from Williopsis jadinii, 1014 nucleotides. It is a transcript of the gene MTC2, whose product is annotated as Mtc2p. Bases 39 to 950 code for a protein of 303 amino acids. The record is from RefSeq and is a predicted model, not a curated record. The transcript has a single exon. Lineage: Eukaryota; Fungi; Ascomycota; Saccharomycetes; Phaffomycetales; Wickerhamomycetaceae.